GGGUCGGCCCCGCGCGUCGCGGACCUGUAGGAGCUGAAAGCGUAGGGCCUGGUUCGGCGGCCGUCUGCCUGAGAGUCGGUGGUCUGUGAGGGCCGGCGUGUCCACCAUGUUCUGCGAGAGGGCCAUGGAGCUGGUCCGCGAGCUGCACCGCGCGGCCGAGGGAAGGCUGCCGGCCUUCAACGAGGAUGGACUCAGGCAAGUUCUGGAGGAGAUGAAAGCUUUAUAUGAACAAAACCAAUCUGAUGUGAAUGAAGCGAAGUCAGGUGGACGAAGUGAUUUGAUACCAACCAUCAAGUUUCGACACUGUUCUUUGUUAAGAAAUCAGCGCUGCACUGUAGCAUACCUGUAUGACCGAUUGCUUCGGAUUAGAGCACUCAGGUGGGAAUGUGGCAGUGUCUUGCCAAGUGCUUUACGAUUUCACAUGUCUGCUGAAGAAAUGGAAUGGUUCAAUCAUUACAAAAAGUCCCUUGCUACCUACAUGAGGUCAUUGGGAGGAGAUGAAGGUUUGGACAUCACACAGGAUAUGAAACCGCCAAAAAGCCUAUAUAUAGAAGUGCGGUGUCUAAAAGACUAUGGAGAAUUUGAAGUUGAUGAUGGUACUUCAGUCCUAUUAAAAAAAAAUAGCCAGCACUUUCUACCUCGGUGGAAGUGCGAGCAGCUGAUUAGACAAGGCAUUCUGGAGCACGUGCUAUCGUGACCUCGCACCAGAUGGCUGCCAAGGCUUCCCCCGUUUGAGGCUGGACCCAACCAAGGACACUUCUCCAACUCCCUCUCCACCUCCCCCAGGCCCACCACUUUUUGGUUUUAAAAUUUAGACUUUCUUUAACCAGGAAUGCUUGGCCAAGGAGUAUGGUUUGUUUUUCUUUUUUUUCAUUUGAACCUGAGUUUCUCUUUUAUUUAAUUUCCAAAUAUAAUUCUAUAACCUUC
Molecule: messenger RNA, 927 nt
Organism: Eubalaena glacialis (North Atlantic right whale)
Lineage: Eukaryota; Metazoa; Chordata; Mammalia; Artiodactyla; Balaenidae
Gene: GINS1
Product: GINS complex subunit 1
Exons: 7
Coding region: 107-697 (196 amino acids)
Biological process (GO): DNA strand elongation involved in mitotic DNA replication; DNA replication
Cellular component (GO): GINS complex
Source: RefSeq, a predicted model, not a curated record